Cladophialophora yegresii CBS 114405 is the source of this 669-nucleotide messenger RNA. RefSeq lists its product as uncharacterized. Gene Ontology annotation, biological process: vesicle budding from membrane; late endosome to vacuole transport via multivesicular body sorting pathway. The transcript is spliced from 2 exons. The record is from RefSeq and is a predicted model, not a curated record. The coding region runs from base 1 to 669 and encodes 222 amino acids. NCBI's taxonomy places the organism in Eukaryota, Fungi, Ascomycota, Eurotiomycetes, Chaetothyriales, Herpotrichiellaceae. Gene Ontology annotation, cellular component: multivesicular body.
AUGAAUCGCCUGUUCGGGUCAAAGAAUACGGCACCAAAGCCUAAUCUCAACAGUGCAAUCCAGAAUGCACGUCCCCCACCUGUCGAUACUAGAAUUGACUCGGUCGAUGUGAAACUCGCCAAGAUCAAUGCUGAACUUUCCACCUACCAACAAAAGCUCUCCAAGAUGCGUGAAGGUCCGGGGAAGCAGGCGAUCAAACAAAAGGCUCUGAAAGUCCUGCAACAGCGCAAAAUGUAUGAAAACCAGAGAGCGCAGCUGCAACAGCAGUCGUGGAAUAUGGAGCAAGCCGGGAUGAUGCAGGACAACCUGAAGAACGUCAUGACCACCGUCGACGCGAUGAAGACCACCAAUAAAGCAUUGAAACAGCAGUAUGGCAAGAUCAACAUCGACAAGAUCGAGCAGAUGCAAGAUGAGAUGGCGGAUCUGAUGGAAAUUGGCAAUGAGAUCAAUGAGAGCAUAAGUCGCGCUUACGACGUGCCGGAGGACGUUGAUGAGGCGGAACUGGAUGCUGAGCUCGAAGCGCUCGGUGAGGAUAUGAUGUUUGAGCAAGAGAUGGGGAUUGGCGAAAGCACACCUGGGUUCUUACAGGACGAAGUUGCGCCGCCGCAGUUCGUGGAUGCGCCUCCAGAGCACACGAAGGUCAAGGAGGCCGCGGGUGGUGUCGGCUAA